Molecule: messenger RNA, 2256 nt
Organism: Trichomonas vaginalis G3
Lineage: Eukaryota; Parabasalia; Trichomonadida; Trichomonadidae
Product: GTPase activator protein
Exons: 2
Coding region: 1-2256 (751 amino acids)
Cellular component (GO): cytoplasm
Molecular function (GO): GTPase activator activity; protein binding
Source: RefSeq, a predicted model, not a curated record
AUGGGUGAUAUUUUUCGUGUCCCAGACGAAUGCCUCCCAUAUAUCAUCGAAGAUCCUGUCCAUCUUCUUGAGCAGGAAAGGAGAUUCAGAAAUAUUAUGCAAAUUAACAAGCUUAUGGGAAUUAUUACAAAUCACUUAGAUACAUACUGCCAACUUGGUAAUAAAAUUGGUUCAACAUUCGAAGAAAUAGCAAGAUGUUUAUCGGAAAUGGAUAUAAUCACGCACGACGAUUCAUAUUCUUCGCUUAAAGGUAUUUUAGAUAUUAUCAACGGUGGAUUUCAAUGCCAUUUCGAUACAUUGAAAAACCAAAUAAUACAGGAUAUAACUAAUUUUGUUAAUAAAGAUUUCGCUCAACUCCAAAAAUUCCAUGAUGAUCAUAAGAAAAUUCAUGAUGCAUACAGGGCUUCCCAAGAAAAGUAUGUAGCAUUAUCUGCAAAAGAUAUCGAUAAACCAUCAAGCGAAGAUCCUUUAAUUGAUGCUCACGCUCAAAAUGCAAUUUCCUAUUUCGACUACACAAGCAAAAUGGAAAAUAUCGAACUUCAAUUCCAAAUCUUGAUACCUUCAAUAUUGACUAAUUUCAUUAGUUCAGUUUGCGAUCCCAUGAAAUUUGUUCUUGGUAGUAUUGACUGCUCUAAGUCAUCAAUAGAUAAAUGUUCUGCCCGCAUUUCAGAGUUUACUCGCCGAUUCAGCGAACUCGCUUCGUCGACUGCAAAAUCGAAACAGAUUUUAACUGGAUCUCUCCCAGGAUUCUGGGAGCAUAUGCGUAAUCCUUUCCCAGGAACUCAAUCCCGUAACAUGCAAGGCUAUCUCUGGAAGAAAUGCGGAAGGUUGGCCGUAUCUUGGAAGAGGCGCUUCUUUAUUAUCUCUAACUGCAUCCUUACAUACAGUAAGAGUGUCGAAGAUAUCGAUAGGAAGCCACAGGAUAUUUCUUUGCUCUACUCUUCAGUAAGACCCGAUCCAAAUGCGGCCCGUCCUCACUGUUUCACGAUACAGACAAAGGAAAGGUCUUAUACAUUCCAAGCGCUUACCGAAUGGGACAUGAAACAUUGGCUUGCAGUUAUCCAAAAUAAUAUCUUCACAGAACUUAACAACAACAACAACAACCAGAAGCCUCAGGGCCGCGGAAUCAGACGUUACAGCUCAUGUUCCGUCAUGUUAAAGCACACUAAUGGCAUUAACCUUAAUUCAACAGAAUCUGGAACGUUCCCGCUGGCAAGUGAUGCUCCAAUCCUCACCGGAUCCAGCGAUAAGUUCAGCAGCCAGUUCAGUGACGAUAUCAUCGAAGAAGAAAUCAGUUCUUUGGUAUGUGCUGAUUGCGGCCAAACAAACGCUUCAUGGGUCUCCUUGAAUACGGGUAUCUCUCUGUGCGACGCAUGCGCUGGCAUACACCGUGGCCUCCCAUUGAAGAUUUCUCGAGUCAAGAAUUUGACUUUGGACACUCUCGACAGAUACCAACGCCUUACAAUGGAAGCUGUUGGAUCAUCGCGCGCAAACAGAGUUCUCGAGUUCAAUUUGGACAAAUCGAAGAAGAUUAAUCCAAAUUCAAGCCAACAAGAGCGUAUUCAGUUCAUCCAAGACAAAUACUGCAACCACAAGUUUAUCAACAGCGAUCCUAUCGAUAUCAUUAAAGCUGUUCAAAAUGAAGAUAUUGACCAGACUCUAGAAUGGACAAUUUCCGGUGGAAUGGACUCUGCCUACAACGAGAGAUUAUUUACUCCAUUGCACGCGGCUGCAAUUGUCGGAAAUCCAAUUCUUUUCCAGAUUCUUAUGUAUGGAACUGACAAAGGCUGCGAUGUCCUCGACGAUGCAGGUAUGACAGCCAUGAACUACGCAGCAGCACAUGGAAACGUCGAAAUUGUCGAUAUUUUGUUGAGAUCAGGUGCAAAAGUCUGUGUCAACGAGAAAUACGAUGCACUUUCCAUUGCAACAGUUAGAGGACACACAGAGAUUGUCGACAUGCUUGAUAACGCCUGCCCAUUCAACGGAAUGGACUCUUUCAUCCUUCCUCAUCCAGAAAUCAAACCAAUUUAUUUCGACGUCAACAAAUUCGUCGACCACGACGUAAUUGAAGAGAGGAAGUCGAACGCAAGGAAGCAGAGGACGACCAAACAAAUGAUCGAUUCUAUCUGCGGAGACAAGGAUAAAUUGCUUUCUGUCAUUGGAUCAAUGAAAGAAGCAAACUCUUCAAGGAGAUCAGCGAAAGAAUUGCCUCACAUUGACUUAAUUCCACCACCAGAACUAUUGAAAGACAAUUAA